Molecule: messenger RNA, 5780 nt
Organism: Esox lucius (northern pike)
Lineage: Eukaryota; Metazoa; Chordata; Actinopteri; Esociformes; Esocidae
Gene: man1b1b
Product: mannosidase, alpha, class 1B, member 1b
Exons: 15
Coding region: 242-2191 (649 amino acids)
Biological process (GO): N-glycan processing; carbohydrate metabolic process
Cellular component (GO): endoplasmic reticulum; membrane
Molecular function (GO): calcium ion binding; mannosyl-oligosaccharide 1,2-alpha-mannosidase activity
Source: RefSeq, a predicted model, not a curated record
ACUCCCUCGUAUCAUCCUCAGUGAGGACUUGUAUCAUCGACGAAUGGUGUAUUGUUGCUUCCGCAAUGUUCAGUGAUCUAUACUUUUCUGACUCUGAAGCGCAUGCGGAUUCUAACAUUUAAUUUCUGCUGUGGGGUAGAGAAUACUUCUCUUCAAGACCAUGGUGGCAGCGCUGUAGGAACUUUGGAGUGGCACUACCUGGCACAGUGUCUAUGACUUCACUGUGGAUUAGCCUGGAGACAUGCACCCAUCAUCGAGGACUGACUUUGUGUCUUUAACCCUCCCUGGAAGUGGCAACUAUAACAACAGCAAACAAUGGAGAAGACAGUCCUGCUUGAGGAGAUGGAAACAGUUAUCCCGAUUACAGCGCAACCUCAUCCUCUUUGCUGUGGCUCUCGUGUUGGUUUGUGGGAUUGCCAUUUACCCCAGUGUCACAAAACAUUUCCGAGGUCUUACUGUUUUUUCGAAAGAGGAUGUGGAUCCUGAUUUGAAACAUGUCGUCCCAAAGGUCCUACUUGAGCCAGCCAGGCAGAACCAACCACUAAUACCAGAGCCACCCUCAGAAAGACAUAAGAGGGCACCUCACAAGCGGGGGCCCCCUGGCCUGCAGAAUCGACCCCAAAAGAAAGACAAUGUGUCAGAUACUCCGAUGGAGGAGAAUCGGCAACAAGCCAAGAAACAGGAUGACGAUGAGGGACAGAAGCCACUUGUUAACUGGCGUGGGGCCAUUAUUGAGGCUGACCAAGCCACUGAAGGAGGAACUGCCAAGGAAGCAGAGAACAAAGUGGCAGUGGUUGAGCAAGGCAAUCAUUCAAACAAGGAGCUAGACAUCACUAGGCUCGAGGCAGUACGCGCCGCUUUCAGACAUGCAUGGAAGGGCUACAAAGAGUUUGCCUGGGGCCAAGAUGAGCUGAGGCCUGUAUCUAAGUCCUAUGGAGAGUGGUUUGGCCUGGGCUUAACCUUAAUUGAUGCAUUGGACACCAUGUGGAUCCUCAACCUCAAGGAAGAGUUUGAGGAGGCUAAGACCUGGGUGGCCACAGAGCUGACCUUCAACAAGAACGUGGAUGUGAACCUUUUUGAAAGCACCAUCCGAAUUCUGGGCGGUUUGCUGAGUACAUACCAUCUGACUGGAGACACCCUGUUCCUGGACAAGGCUAAAGACAUAGGAACCAGGUUAAUGCCCGCCUUCAACACGCCGUCCAAAAUCCCCUACUCGGACGUGAACAUCGGGAAGGGUACGGCCCACCCCCCGCGAUGGACAUCCGACAGCACUGUUGCCGAGGUGACCAGCAUCCAGCUGGAGUUUAGGGAGCUGAGUCGCCUCACUCAGGACUCGCGCUACCAGGCGGCAGUUGACGAAAUUAUGCGGAAAGUCCACAAGUUGGAGGGGAAACAGGACGGCCUCGUCCCCAUGUUCAUCAACACCAACACGGGCCAGUUUACCCACCUGGGUGUUUUCACUCUGGGCGCUCGGGCAGACAGCUACUACGAAUACCUCCUCAAACAGUGGAUCCAAGGAGGCAAAAAGGAGACAGAGUUGCUGGAGGAUUACCUGCAGGCCCUGGAGGGAGUGAAGAAGAACUUGCUGAAGAAGUCAUCUCCCAGCGGCCUGACCUUUGUAGGGGAGAUGUCUCAUGGUCAAUUCAGCCCCAAAAUGGAUCACUUGGUGUGUUUUCUCCCGGGGACCUUGGCUCUAGGGGCCCACCACGGCCUGCCAGCCGACCACAUGGAGCUGGCCAAGCAGCUGAUGGAGACCUGCUACCAGAUGUACGCUCAGAUGGAGACGGGCCUGAGCCCUGAGAUUGUCCACUUCAACAUGCAUGAGGGCAGCAUCCGCGAUGUAGACGUGAAGCUUGCAGACAGACACAACCUCCUGCGCCCUGAAACGGUGGAGAGCCUGUUCUAUCUAUACAGGUUCACUAAAGACAGGAAGUAUAGAGACUGGGGCUGGGAGAUCCUCCAGAACUUUAACAAGUACACCAAGGUUUCUACUGGUGGCUACACGUCAAUCAACAAUGUCCGGGACCCAGCGUACCCCAGUCCCCGGGACAAGAUGGAGAGCUUCUUCCUGGGGGAGACUCUGAAGUACUUCUACCUGCUGUUUUCUGACGACCUGGAGCUAAUCAGUCUGGACAAGUAUGUGUUCAACACCGAGGCCCACCCUCUGCCCAUCUGGCCUGCUGCAGAUUGAUGGGAUCACCCCCACAACAGAAUAUAAUACAGGACAGCUCAGGGCUUGGCUAACACCAAGAUAUGUUCUUAUUCCAUUUUAUAGAACUGACUCGAUUUCCUGUAUAUAUUUUUUUAAGGGUUUUAAUGUUUUUAUUGAGACAUAAGAGGUAAAGGUAGGACAGACUAGAACCCAUGCCAACUCUGGUGGCCUUGGCUGCAGCUUUAAACGCUGGACCACACAUGGACUCAGCUUUGGUUUGGUUUACCUUCUACCAACUUGACGGACUGUCUUCACCUCUUCAAGAAGCUGGAGCUCGAUCUUUAAUAAGAACUGAUUGUAAUAGUCAUGGGGGAAUAGCAGCCUGUUGCUGAGAUUGAGGUAUAGUAGUCUUGCUAUUUUUUGCGUUGUUCUUUUGAUUGGCUGUUCUCACCUAGCAAAGUGAAUAACAUAUUCUGAGGUAAAAAGAACGGAAUGGGUUUGGGAACCUAGUGUGAAUAAGUGAUGGCUCGCAGCACGGCCAACCAAUCAAAUGCCUUGUCUGGGUGGUUCUCCAAAUGUGCUGAGGAUGGCUGUGAAUUCAUUGACUCUAAAAAAAAAAUUAAAAAAAAAAACAUCAAAGUAGAUUUUUCUGUAAAAGGCACACUUGGCUAAAUAUAAUUCAGGUUUCUUAUUUUCUGCAAUGUUCUAAACUGGAAUACUACUGUCCAACCCAGUCUAAAUAUAUAUACAUAGACAUAGCUGCGUAAGACUCAUUACACUGUUGAUGUGAGGCCAUUCUGUUCUUUGACAGCAGUAGACUCUGAAAGAAGAGAUUAAAACAUGGGAGCCAGCCAAGCUGUGUCCUUAGCAAAGUUAGUUUGCCUACCAACACGAAAUAAAUUAGAUGAGCGACAGGACUCCACGCUUGUUAAAGAACGUGGUGCUAGAUUGACACAAUACAGAUUUAGGGAACGACAAUUGCAUAUUCCUUCCAUCUUAAAACUAAUUGUGUUCUAAGGGGACAGUCUUAUUUACUUGCAUACUGUGAACAUUUUUGUGUGUGGCUGACUGCAAGCACUUCAUGUUUUUUUGGGGUUUUUUUUUUUAGAUAUGGAAGUUGACAAAAUCAGCUGCUAUUUAAAUGUUUCUUUUUAAUUAUAAUUUUUCCUUUCCUUUGUGUUUUGGUGUCCAACUAGUGCAAGCUUGGGUAGAUAUUUGGGUAGUUAUACAUAGAUGUAUUUGUGAAAUGAAGCAGAAUUGAGUUUAAUAUAUAAAUGAUUUGUAACAUGUUGUGAUGUACUAUAUCUGAAUAGACAUUAUAAUUGUGGUUCAUACCACAGUGUUGUAGCGGUGGAACUAAAUUGUAGCUCCCAUAAGUCACCAUCAUUCCUGUAAAUGGCUAUUGUGAAUGUUCUGAUGUACAUUUUCACUGAGAUUAUUCUAUUUCUAGAAGUAUUUUAUUUAAGAGUUUGUAUUGAGACCAAACUCAAAAUUCUGUGUAGUGUGGGAUUUCGUUUUCUUCCCAAUUUGAAUGUCCGGCUCUCCCCUCUGUGUGCCUUCCGUGUUGCUCUAAACAGCAACAUUCUGAAAAUAUUUUGACAUUCAUGAACUGCUGUUUUGUUCAUGAAAUGGGCAGUGCUGUGAGGAACUACACCCUAUGAAGAUAUAUUUGGACAUCUGGAUAUUUGAUCUUAUAUUGACAGAAGGUAACUACUGAAAUAACACACAGAAUUACUUGGCAGUCGCAGUGUUUAAGGUUUGCUUUCAUGCAGGCAAAUUGGUGUGAUGUCAAAUUCUGUUAUCCCUACUUCACUAUUUGGUACUGUUUGUUUGGUAUUCACUCUAAUGAAUCUGCCUGCAUAAAGCAUUAAUGUAUUCCAGUGUGCAGAAUGCCCUGUUUUGCGAUGUUUUGUCAGUUCAGGUUUUGGGAAAAGCAGAAGUAACAAAAUUCUUCAACGAAGUGAUCUAAAAACUAGUAGGAUGUGUCCUCUGAUGGGACUAGGGACACCGGUCUUCUGGCUGACUUUCACAUCCGAGUUAGAUAUUCAUUUGUUCAGUAGGCGGUUGCUAUUUUUGGAGAUAAAACCCUGAUAUGCUGCAUACCACGGGUCAGCACCAGUAUCUUAAAACAAUUCCACUUCAAGGAAAGUCUAAAUUAAGGGUGAACCCAAACAAUGGAACGGAGGCCCCAGGGUAACCUAGAGGUCAAGAGCGUUGAGCCAGAAGAGCCGCUGGCUCUAAUCCCUGUGCCAACAUUGUCUAAAGGGUAGCAACACCAGCUAAAAAUGACACGUAAUCAUUUAUGUUACCUUUUACGUCAGUGUCAACAUAUCCCAAUAUGUAAUCAUACAAAACGUUUCAGUGGGCAUACUUCCUUACAUAACUGCAUAUGGCUGAUGUAAAUAACUGUUGUGCAAAGAUGUAUUUUUUUUAAAUAAUCAUGGCAUAAUUGUGAUAUGGAACGUGAUUUUACAAGUCCUUCAACCAUUUUUUUUGGUAUACGUCCAUCAUUCAACUGCUUAGACUUACAAUACAUAUCAUGAAAACAAGGGCUAUCUUCUUCCUGUGGCCCUUUCGCACCUCUGAUCAGUUGGUAUAUACUGCAGAUCACUUCAAUUCCUUUAAAACGCAAUGUGUUGCAAAAUGUAAAACACUUUUUUGUAAACCAAAGAUAUCCUGGUUAUUGUCUGAAUAACUGGAAUCGAGAAUUUCACUCUACAUUGUGUUUGGAAUGAUCAGAUAAGCCAUCGCCCUAAGCCAUGUUUUAUAACAAGGAUUCUUUGAUACAGCACCUGGUCAACAGUUGCCAGCUUCCUGCUAAACAAGGUCAAUAGUCAUGAUGUGGUUAAACAGUCCAACCAGGAUUCUGGAGAUUGGGAGUGAUAUCUGCAGGUUUAAAAUGCUUAAUUUUGCUGAUGAAAUUAUGACAUUUUGUAAUGAUUUUGUUGAUUGAACAAUAUGCAGUAAUAGGUUGCAAUUCUAAGCCUUUCUACUGCAGCUACGGGUCAGUUGUGUGAUGCCUUUAUGUGGAAGGUGUGCAGUCACAUUUGCAAGCCUUUGCAUAAUGUGUGGAAUACUCUUAAUUUUAUUUUUUUUGUGUGCAAAUUCUCAGAUGCCAGAAUCCCAAAAACAUGUAGGGAUGGCUUUACCAAGUCUUCUGUUUUUCUCACUAAGCUGUCAGUCAGUACAGGACCUUUUUUUUUUUAAGCCAAUGUAAUAUAUGAAAUAAGCCCAACCAACUCUGGCACUCAACUGGGACCUCAAGGGAAUAUAUGUGGUUGUGUGUUGUGGUUAUUUAAUUUUUUUGCAAGUAAUGUAUUCAUCAGAAUCUCUUAAUUCCAAGGGAGGUAUCAGCCUGCAUCAUUUGCAAUACUAUGUAUUUUAGGACAGCCUGUGAGUGGGAACUGUGUAAGAUCAGUGACUCAGCUGGAAAGUAGUUUACCCGUGUCUUGAUUUCAUUCUCUUUCAACUUGGGUAUGAACCAAGGGCUGGGAGCCAAACGGACCAGGGCCUGGUUCUGGGUCUGUAAACGUUCUUCUGUUACAAAAUGUCACUUGGUUUACAAUAAAAACAAUGGACCUGCUUUAAUUUUGUAAAAAUGUCAAGAUUAAAAUGCUUUAUUGAACAA